GGAAAGAAGGAGACGAAGGAGGAGGUUCAGGUUCAGCUUGGACCCCAAGUACGUGAGGGAGAACUCGUGUUUGGAGUAGCGCAUAUCUAUGCGUCCUUUAACGAUACCUUCGUUCACAUCACCGACCUCUCUGGCAGGGAAACCAUCUGCAGGGUUACCGGAGGAAUGAAGGUGAAGGCUGACCGUGACGAAGCUUCUCCCUACGCCGCUAUGUUAGCCGCUCAGGAUGUUGCCGAGAAGAUUAAAACCCUCGGGAUCACUGCGCUCCAUAUCAAGCUCAGAGCUACAGGAGGAAACCGAACCAAGACUCCUGGACCCGGAGCACAAUCUGCUCUCAGAGCCCUCGCCAGAGCGGGGAUGAAGAUUGGCAGGAUCGAAGAUUGUACUCCAAUUCCUUCAGAUAGUAACAGGAAGAAGGGAGGUCGUCGUGGUCGCAGACUUUAAUUUCCUUCUUUUUAUUCUUGUCGCAAGAUAACAUUCUUGUCGCAAGAUAACAUUCUUGUCGCAAGAUUACAUUCUUGUCGCAAGAUUACAUUCUUGUCGCAAGAUAACAUUCUUGUCGCAAAAUUUGAUCUUUGUCAGGUCUAAUCUUUGCUUGAUCUUCUAGA
Molecule: messenger RNA, 608 nt
Organism: Eurytemora carolleeae
Lineage: Eukaryota; Metazoa; Arthropoda; Copepoda; Calanoida; Temoridae
Product: 40S ribosomal protein S14a
Biological process (GO): maturation of SSU-rRNA from tricistronic rRNA transcript (SSU-rRNA, 5.8S rRNA, LSU-rRNA); ribosomal small subunit assembly; translation
Cellular component (GO): ribosome; cytosolic small ribosomal subunit
Molecular function (GO): mRNA 5'-UTR binding; small ribosomal subunit rRNA binding; structural constituent of ribosome
Source: RefSeq, a predicted model, not a curated record